GUAGCAACUGCCCUCUUAUGAGAGCAACAGCAGCUAACUCGUCUUUCUAGCUUCUUUAGUUUGUCUUGCGGUAGUAAAGCAUUCUAUACAUUGAAGACAGUCACGCAGAAAGAAUGGCAACAGGUAUUAUGAGGUCGUAUCACGCGUUUGCUCUGCUUCUCUUCGCUGCUUUCAGAUACAAUGACGUCGUCUUGCCUUGUAAUCUCUCUCCACCACACAUAACAGAGCAACCAACGUCCGUCACAAUCCGUAUUUCACUUGAAGAGCUAAGGAAGGCAGCCACCUGUCGAUCUCUCAACAAGCUGUUGUCCCUUGGCAUGUCACGACUGUCACACUCGGUCAACAUUGCUCUUUCUUCCUUUACUCGUCGACAAGACCACGCUGCGCUACUGAAUGCCGUUUACGUUCUCGAUCGUCUUCGGUUCCUAGAUUUAUCGUCCAUAUUUUCCAAGAGUCGCGUGAGAAAAGCCACUGACACCUUGAACAAAGAGCUCGAUCUGUCAAGGUGUGGUCGACCCACACAACAUUGGUCGAUUACCCUGAGUAAACUAUACGACAUAGAGCAGUUGAAAAAGGAUGCGGAGGGUCGUCGUUAUGAAGCCGUCGUCGAUAUGCUCAGAAUUUUGCACAGGAGCAACGCACAAGGAGUUUUCCGAUCACUUGACUUGGCGUGUCCGCAUCUGCACAAGAUGUGGGUAUAUAAUAGAUUUAUUCGCUUGCGUUGCAGUGCAGAUGAGAGCAUUAGCACAGAGUGGUACAAGAACUCAAAUCCAUUGAGUCCUUCGUAUCGUGUCUUUCCGAGCUCUGCUCGCCACUCGACGACGUCGUAUCUCAAUAUUUUUGAUCUGCGCAUUCUCGAUGCUGGUUGGUACAGCUGUAAAGCUAUACGUGGCUGCAGUUCUACUCAGUCAGAAAAUGCAUUGGUCAAAAUGAUAAUACAAGGUUAUGGAAAAACUGAGCAUUACCCUAACGUAUAUGCUACUACAAAGAAUCGUUGUAGUGUAACUGGACGGCAUCGGUUUCUAGCCAUUGGUGAUGACGCUACAUAUGUGAGAAACGUAAUAGAUGACUUUGUAGUGAGAGAUGGUAAUGUCGAUGUGCUGCAACUGUCUCGCGUCAAUUUUAACAAUGCAUCUCUCAUCAACUCCCAUUUUGGUAGUCUAGUCAUCACAAGCAUUGGUGACAUCAUGAACUUGUCGAUCAUCAAUUCCACCGUAGAAAAGAUAGAAAUUGAGAACGUCACCAUACGCAACAUGCUGAUCUUAGACUCAUCUACAUUCUCAGGACACUUUUCCAAAGUUCGAAUACUAACAGGUAAUGUGUGGAGAUACACUCUUAUUAAUUCUACACUUACUAACGUCAGCUACACCAACUUAUCAUUCGAAGACUACACAACAAUCAACUCUACAUUUUUCGACUGUUCUUACAGCAACGUAUCAUUUGUAAACGUCACUCUGCUAAACUUGUCGUCCAUCAACUCAACACAUACCAAUAUUUCAUCUAUAAUGAUGGCACAAGUAAACACCACGUGGAUCAACACGACUUUCGAAGACUACACAACAAUCAACUCUACAUUUUUUGACUGUUCUUACAGCAACGUAUCAUUUGUAAACGUCACUCUGCUAAACGUGUCGUCCAUCAACUCAACACAUACCAAUAUUUCAUCUAUAAUGAUGGCACAAGUAAACACCACGUGGAUCAACACGACUGUCACCAACACAAGUUUAGUAUAUUUUGUAUGGAAAAAUGUCACUUACGUUAACUUAACUUCACAAAAUUCUACAAUGGUAAAUGGAACCAUGAUUGAUAUAAAAUAUAUCAACGCAAAGUUUAAGAACGAUACGUGGGCAAGUAUAUUUGUCUCUGACUUUUUGACAAUCAACGCGACAUUAAUGGCAUUCGCAGCUGCCAAUACAACAGCAUGCAACGUUACGAAACAAAAUGUGACGUUCAUCAACUCGACGUUCUACAUGUGGACGGAAUGGAAUGCUACACUGUUUAAGACUUCGUACUACAAUGUUACAUUUGUUGGAUGCCGAGCCGUUAACGUAACGGAAAGAAAUGGAACAACUGUAAACAGCAUAUAUAUUGAUCAUUCUGUUGUCAAUGGGACUACAAUAGCAGCAUACACACGCAACGUGUCUUAUCUUCUGGGCCUACUUGUUAGACAAAGUUAUUAUGAAUAUCGUUACUAUUACUACUAUGGUCGUUAUGACUACUAUACGUUUUAUGACUUCACAAGUUUCUGGUAUCGAUGGCAUGAUUUCAUGUGGAUCUACAAGUUAAGUGGACACUUGCUCAACCAUUUGCAAAGACUUGCUGUUUACGGUUCAACCAUAAUUAGUACUAGUACAGUUUUUUCUCCGUUUCAAAAAAGUGCAAGCUUAACAAUGUGUAAUUACAGAUCUUGGCUAUGGCCUUCCUAUUCUGACUACUGGAAAUGGCGAAACUGGUGGUAUGGAGGUGAAUCUAGAUGGCGGCAGCAGCAAAAUGAGUGGAACCAUAGAGGAAGCUAUUCAAUGUGGUGGUUUAGACCGACAGAAGGAUUGUGGAAUGUGUGGAGAGAUUAUUGCAAAGAUUGGCAAUCAAAUUCUUUACGUAAUGGUUGUGACAACUGCUUCAUGAACUGGUCAAUUGUUAACAGCAGUUUGAACAAUGUGAUGCUCAACAGCACCGCUUUCACAAAAUCAAACAUGAUCAAUACAAGUAUAGUCAACACGACAUAUAGAAACAGCUCUUUUGGUGACGUUCUAAUUAGCAACGUGACUUUCACCAAUCAGACUUUCACCAAUCUAACUAUCACUAAUCUGACUAUCACCAACUCCAGUCUUGUCAAUACCACCUUCAUCAACAUGACUUCAUGGAAUGGAACUUAUCAAAUCGUAAAUUCUUCAUUGCAUAACGUCUCGUAUAUCAACUUUACUGUAAAGGGGUAUACUGCAAUUAACGUUUAUGAGAACCUGACUGUAGAAGUGAAUGGAACAUGGUACAACUACACACUCAAUAAUGUUACCAGCUACAAUAGUCACAAAACAAACGUGUCAAUAGUGAAUCAGCGUCAAUGGAAAGACGGACUAUUACCGCCAGUAGCGUAUCCCUUCAAUAACUGGCCAGCGGUUUUUAAUUCUGUGGCUAACUUAACCAACUACACUCUUAUUAAUGCCACGUUUACCAACGUCAGUUUGACAAAUGUAUCAUUUGAAGCAUACACUACAAUCAACUCCCGAUUUUUCUAUUGUUCUUACAUCAAUAUCUCAUUUGUGAACGCCACUUUGUUAAACGUGUCUGCAAUCAACUCAUCGCAUACCAACGUAUCAUCAGUCAUGAUGACACAAGUCAAUACCACGUGGAUCAACACAACUGAAAAGAAUGUGACUCUACAUAAUUUCAUAUGGUAUAAUGUCACUUAUCUCAAUUUUGUAUCAUACAACCGAAAAAUGGCAAACGGCACUAUGCUAAACAUAAAAUAUAUUAACGUCAAGUCUAAGAAUGAAACACGAGCAAAUUUAUUUGUUUCUGACGUUGUGGAAAGGAAUGCGACUCUAUUAGAAUUUGCUGCCUUCAAAGUGGCAACAGGAAACAUCACAAGACAAAACGUGACGUUCAUCAACUCGAUUAUCUAUAAGUGCACAGAAUGGAAUGCUAAAAUGUACAAGACUUUUUACGACAAUGUUGCAUUUAUUGGAUGCAAAGCCGUCAACGUAACGGAUAGAAAUGGAGUAAUAGUAAACAGCACGUACGUUAGUCAUUCUAUGCUCACUGUAACGACAAUGGCAGCAUACACAAACAACGUGUCAUACUUCUUGUUUCGUGACUACAGAUAUCGUUAUAGGAGUUAUUAUUACUAUUACUACCGACGUUACUACUAUACGUACUACGACUUUCCAAGAUACUGGUGGGAAUGGAAAUAUUUCUCAUUGAUCUACAGUCGAGUUAGACAUUUGUUCAGUUACUUGCAGAGACUUGAUGGUUACAGUCAAUAUAGUAUGAACUUUGCUCCGAUCGAAAGAGACGUACAUACAUGUACCUACGCAUCUUGGCAAUGGCGCAGCUUCUAUUAUUUCAAUCAGUGGCAAUGGGAGGAUUGGUGGCAUGGAGAUGAAUCUUCGUGGCGCCAACAGCAAGAUCAAUGGAAGCGACUGCAAAGCUAUUCUAUGUGGUGGUUUAGACCGACCGAAGAGUUGUGGAAACUGUGGAGAGAUUAUUGUAUUAACUGGUCAUCGAACUCGUUCCGAAGAAACUGUGACAAUUGUUUCUUCCACUGGUCGAUCAGUAAUAGCAGUUUGGUUAACGCGAUCUUCAACAGUUCCGAUUUCCUCAAUGCGACUAUUAACAACACAGCAUACACAAACAGUAACUUCACUGACGUUUACAUUAAAAAACUAACUAUUAAUAACUCUAGACUUUUAAAUGUCACAUUUUUCAACACGACGGUUCUAGAUGGAAAAAUCAACGUUGCAAAUUUCGUGUUGUGCGAUGUCUCUUUUGUCAACUUUGACGUGGAGGUACCAAGCGAUGUGUUUAGGAUUGUGACAGUAGAUGGGAAGGGAAUGUGGCACAGCUACGAUCUCAAUAAUGGAGAAAGUUAUACAGCUCGCAAGAUGAACGUUUCAAUAGCAAGCUCAAGUCAAACGCAACAGCAGUUAGUGUUGAAUUUGAACCACUUGUCUGAUUGGGAAUGGAUGAACGACACAUGUACGGUGCUUAAAGACUAGGUCUAGACGAUUGAUGUAACUGACUACAUCAACGAUAAUUUUACAAAUGAGACUGUCGUCCAAAAAUGACGAUUAAAAUCAAUACAAAUAUUUCAGCAAUCGUACAAUAACCACUAUUGGUUUUGUUAGACUGAUCAUAGCGUCUUCAAAUAGCUAAAACUGUCAAGGACGAUCGAGAAUUGUACG
This is a messenger RNA of Corticium candelabrum, 4901 nucleotides long. RefSeq lists its product as uncharacterized. The record is from RefSeq and is a predicted model, not a curated record. Lineage: Eukaryota; Metazoa; Porifera; Homoscleromorpha; Homosclerophorida; Plakinidae. The transcript has 3 exons. The coding region runs from base 114 to 4715 and encodes 1533 amino acids.